Messenger RNA from Argiope bruennichi, 473 nucleotides. Its product is annotated as venom peptide SjAPI-2-like. The transcript is spliced from 2 exons. The coding region runs from base 69 to 329 and encodes 86 amino acids. Lineage: Eukaryota; Metazoa; Arthropoda; Arachnida; Araneae; Araneidae. The record is from RefSeq and is a predicted model, not a curated record.
GUGUAUUUAUACGGCAAUGAGACAGAGAUUAUCUGCUUCGAAAUUGUGACUUCUGUAUAGAAAGCAAUAUGAAAUUCCUUUUCCCAUUUUGCCUUGUCAUUUUGUUCGGCGCUGUCUGCUCUUUCAAGUUCACUAAACCUGACUGCCGUGGUAAUACAACGUUUGGCGGGUACAACAACUGCCGAUUGAGAUGCGACAACUUGAACAAUCCACCUCGAUUUUGUCCUCAGUUCUUAUUGGAGGGAUGCACCUGUAAAACAGGAUACAUUCCUGUUGAUAAAAGCUAUAAUCCAUUGAAGUGUGUAAAAAGAGAAGAUUGUCCAAAAUAAAAAUUUAAAAAAAUUGUAAAAUUCCUUUGGAUGUUCUAUAAUUUCCAACAUUUAGAAAUUAUACUGCUAUUUCUCCAUCAAGUCACAUAUAUAUUUAUCAGAGCUCUAAGCCUGCGGUGGUUUUGAAUGUAAAUAAAAAAGUUU